Pristis pectinata (smalltooth sawfish) is the source of this 1359-nucleotide messenger RNA. RefSeq names its product membrane bound O-acyltransferase domain containing 4 (gene mboat4). NCBI's taxonomy places the organism in Eukaryota, Metazoa, Chordata, Chondrichthyes, Rhinopristiformes, Pristidae. Gene Ontology annotation, molecular function: serine O-acyltransferase activity. Gene Ontology annotation, cellular component: endoplasmic reticulum membrane. Gene Ontology annotation, biological process: peptidyl-serine octanoylation; lipid modification. The record is from RefSeq and is a predicted model, not a curated record.
AUGGAUUCAGAGUUUCUACAGUAUGAGUUAGACUAUUAUCCAGUCACUAUUUACCAGUUUAUGUGUGUUCCACUUGCUUUUAUUUUCUACCACCUCUCCAUCACAGGACAUCUUUCUUUAACUGCAAGAUACAUGUUCCUUCUGUUUGGAGGUUUUCUUAUGGCAGCUGUUUCUAUGGGACCCUACACCAUUCUGGUACUCAUACCUGCUGUUCUCUCAGUGAUACUCAUACACUCUCUGGAGCCCAGCAGUGUCCACAAAUGGACCUUCCUCACUCAGAUGACAUGGCAGACCCUCUGCCAUCUUUGGCUACACUACAAAGAUUAUUAUCUUCAAGAAGCUACUGACAUUAAAUUCUUAAUAACACUGUCAAGUCUGAUGCUGUUAACACAAAGAAUAACAUCAACGUCAUUGGAUGUUCAUGAAGGUGAAAUCACAGUUCCAAUUAGAAUUAUGCAGAGAAACCUCCUGGAUUCUGAAUUGCUCCAUGGUUUUCUGUUACAUCUUAGCUAUAUGCUGUAUUUUCCUGCACUAUUUGGAGGGCCUUUGUGCACUUUUAAGAUAUUCAAAAUUCAUGUGGAAAAUCUGAUAAGAACUGAGCAGAAAUGCAUCACCAGUCCUUUGUGGCCAUUUUUUAAAAAGUGCAUAUUAUUUUUUCUCUUGUCGAGGUUGAGAAUGCUUGUAAGAAAUUUUAUCCUUGACCAAGGGCCCCUUCAGUGGAAUGCUCCUAAAGACAUUUUAUUGAUUUGGAUUACAGCUUUAAUGUUCAGAUUAGCAUAUUAUUCACAAUGGCUUCUCAAUGAAUCUCUUAACAAUUUAAUUGGCUUGGGACUGGAAAACAAGAAGACUGAAAAAGCUACACUCUCUGAUACUGAUAUCUGGACACUCGAAACAACCAAUAAGAUAUCUGAACUUGCUCGAACAUGGAACAAAACCACAGCUAAUUGGUUGAGGAGGAUGGUGUUUCAACGCAGGAAAGUUCAGCCUCUGCUGUCAACAUUUGCUUUUUCAGCUUGGUGGCAUGGUCUUCACCCAGGACAGAUCUUUGGAUUUAUUCUGUGGGCUAUCACAGUUCAAGCAGACUAUUAUAUUCAUCGACAUAUGAAUCCUUUUAUUGUGAGAUCAAGACUUCUGAGAUUUUUCUACAAACCUCUGACGUGGGUGCAAACGCAGCUGGUAACUGCAUAUAUUUUGGUAGCUGUGGAACUACGGAGCUUUUCUUGUGUGUUGGUCCUAUGUAAGUCUGCAUGUGCAGUCUGCCCAUUACUGUAUGUACUGUUGCUGAUAUGUAUGCCAAACAUGAAGCAGAAAUUAAAGGUCAUUAUCAAUUUACCACAUGCUUCUUCCAUAUUCACUUAA